AUGUCGUCUCACGACACACCAACCAUCUACGCAGAACUCCUCACAAACAUCCGUCAGCUCUCCAUCGCAGUGACCCUCUCCUCACCAGCAGGAGGACAAACAAGAGCCCUCAUCGCCCCCAACGGCGAGACGCUGCACAUCCACCACGCAGGCACAGAAACCUCAUUCCCGCUGCCCGGGAGAGUUCUCGCCCAGGCAGGAGCUCCCACAGCCUUACCCACACCACCACCGUCAGCAUCAUCAUCAGCCUCGCAAACGCUAUCAUGGCGUCUCCCGCUAGCAGACUCCCCAGCGGCGCGCAGCGGCGGUACCAGCCUCGCAGAUGACCCCGUCCCCUGGACGGCGCGGGACCUCCUCCCCGGCUCGGCCGUCGCGUGCAGACGCUGCGCCGCGGUCGUCGUGCCCGGCGGGAAAGCGGGGGAGUGGAAAGGCCUGCCGAGCGAGAACUGGGCGGAGAUGAUGGACUUCUGGCACUGUCAUAAGCCUAGCACGGAUCGCGAGGAUGAGCACGAGCACGGCGGCGUGAACGGAGAGGGCAAGGAGAAGGAUGACCACGAGCAUCUGACUAGGCGCGGGUACGGAGCCAACUCGUCCAUUGCCGCGCAGCCUGGCGUCGGCAUGGUAGAUUUGACGUCGUUUCUGUUUUGCGAGGCUGAUUGUGUUGGUCUCAAGAAGGAGGCCAUGUCGGCAGCAACACGCUACCAACUCAGUGAUCUGGUCACCGAUACUCCGCCCCUAUAUGAACUAUCCAAAACGUACGCCGUCGUCCCUGCCCUUGCGCAGGGGGUGCUUUCAAAAGUGCAAGACUCCGAAGCCUCUACACCCCCUCGUUUCUCUCUCCCAUCAUCAGCUGCCGCACCCCCGGCAUCCUCCAGCUCAGAAGUCCUAGCUGGAGGAGGAGCAGGAGACUCCGACUCUGAUUCUGCGUCUGAUCCCACAGAACCACCCCCUCGGAUGCUCAACAUCGCCUGCUCCGCCUGCGCCUCCCACCUAGGCUUCUUCAACGUAGCCAUCUCCUCCGUCGUUCUGCUAAAAUGGCAAGUGUCAUGCCAGACAAGCAUAUCACACCCCACAGCCGCGGCUGAGGCGACAGCACUGCCCACCAGCACAGACUGCCUAGCCGCGACCCUCAUCGCGACCCUCUCCCGCUCAGGCUCCUCCAAAUCAGUCGUCGUCCCGGCCUUCCAAUCCACCCAGAACCUGGCUUCUUCUCCCUCCGGCGAUGGCGGCGACGCCGUACCGCCUGCCCUGCACCUCUGGAUCCUCAACAGCAACAUCACCUACGCCUCCUCUUCUUUCCCCUCUUCUUCUUCUUCUUCUUCUCCUCACCAACGCGCAAAACGCGCAGCCAUGAAACUGCUAUACAAAGAAAUCUCCCAAGCCGAAGCAGACGACAUGCUCGAGUCCAUGACGUCCGACGUGCAAGAGGUCAACCUCCCUCUUCCGGCCAUCGUCGCCGCAGCGGAGGGGUUGAAGCAGAGUAGUCGGUUAUUACCACCGAGUGAGCGGGUGUUUAAAGGGUGGAAUGUGGGCUUGUUGGACAAGUGGGAGCCAGCCAGCCUUUCGUAG
Messenger RNA from Colletotrichum lupini, 1569 nucleotides. RefSeq lists its product as uncharacterized. The record is from RefSeq and is a predicted model, not a curated record. Gene Ontology annotation, molecular function: ubiquitin conjugating enzyme binding; ubiquitin protein ligase activity; cyclin binding. Gene Ontology annotation, biological process: protein monoubiquitination; proteasome-mediated ubiquitin-dependent protein catabolic process; protein polyubiquitination. NCBI's taxonomy places the organism in Eukaryota, Fungi, Ascomycota, Sordariomycetes, Glomerellales, Glomerellaceae. The transcript is spliced from 3 exons. The coding region runs from base 1 to 1569 and encodes 522 amino acids. Gene Ontology annotation, cellular component: nucleus; cytosol; ubiquitin ligase complex.